AUGAGCAAAGUCGAUACUCUCGGGCCGUUUUGUUCUAUUCUGAAUCAUAGUUUUCGUUCAUUAUCUGAUUAUGCAUACGGAGGUGUUGUGUAUCGCGGUAUUCUACUCACACCUGAAGAAGUAAACUGUUAUGAAAACGCGCGUGACGACUUUCUGCAGUGGGAUAGUUUUGUUUCAACGACGAAAAAUCGAAAUUUGGCCAUGUUAUAUGGGAACACAUUAUUUACGAUUGAGAUGGACAUGUAUGCCAGUGGUUUAGAUAUUUCGUCAUUUUCGAACUUUCCCGCAGAAGAAGAAGUUCUUAUUCGUCCCGGACGAGCUUUUUCAAUCAAUGACAUGGAAUUCAACACCGCGGACAAUAAAUAUCAUAUCAAUAUAUCGAUAUCUCUUUGA
Adineta ricciae is the source of this 393-nucleotide messenger RNA. The record is from the annotation of a GenBank genome assembly. NCBI's taxonomy places the organism in Eukaryota, Metazoa, Rotifera, Eurotatoria, Adinetida, Adinetidae.